Lycium ferocissimum is the source of this 504-nucleotide messenger RNA. RefSeq lists its product as uncharacterized. Bases 1 to 504 code for a protein of 167 amino acids. The transcript has a single exon. The record is from RefSeq and is a predicted model, not a curated record. Lineage: Eukaryota; Viridiplantae; Streptophyta; Magnoliopsida; Solanales; Solanaceae.
AUGGAAGAUUUCAAUGGAGAGUCAGAAGCUAUCACUUCUUCAAUUUCUGAUGUUGAAAAAGUUCAAGAAAAGCCAGUGAUGAUAAGACGGAAAUCAGGAAAGAAACUGAUUAUUCUGCUAGAUUUCUUCAGAGACCUCUACAUGAAGUCUCUGAAGAAAAUUGGAGCUGUGUUUUCAAAGAAGGAUAAACAAAAGAAAUCUCAAAUAAUUUCUCUCCGAAGGAAUCCCAGUGAUAGCUCUUUGAAUUGGAGUAAAGGAAAUGAAGAAUCUCAAUCUGAACAAGGAAUUGAUAAAUAUCAAUCACUAGUAGGAAUUGCUGUCGAAUGUUCUCUUACUUCUAGGAGGAAACGUGGCAAACUUGGCAGGUUUAAGGUGAAAACCCCAGAGGUUCAAUCAGGUGGAGGUGGAGGUGGGGGUAGGGGUGGGGGUAGGGGCGGAGGUGGUGGUGGGCGUGGGGGUGGUCAAGCUCAAGGGCGAGGUAAAAAGGCAUCCGGUUCCAAGUAA